Raphanus sativus (radish) is the source of this 1763-nucleotide messenger RNA. RefSeq names its product formin-like protein 20. Lineage: Eukaryota; Viridiplantae; Streptophyta; Magnoliopsida; Brassicales; Brassicaceae. The transcript is spliced from 4 exons. The coding region runs from base 178 to 1632 and encodes 484 amino acids. The record is from RefSeq and is a predicted model, not a curated record.
AAUAUCAAUACAGAAACAAGAAAGAAGAAAAAAAGUCGGUUUGGCUGUUUCCUUCUCUCUUCAUCCUUAUCAGAAAUUAAAACCUCCAUUUGAAAGAAAAAAGAUAGAAAACGUUUUUCUCCUGCUGCUUGUGCUUUUGCGUAUUCUCGAAGAAAAUCGAUUUCAGUGCUCGGAUCGAUGGCGUCGGAUCGGGUCAACUCGGGAUCGAAAGGCUUCGAUUUCGGUUCCGAUGACAUCCUCUGCUCUUACGACGACUUCACCAAUCAGGACCACCCCUCUAAUGGUUCCAACUCCGAUCCUGCGAUCGCUGCCAAUAAGGAGUUUCACAAGACGAGGAUGGCGAGGUCUUCAGUUUUCCCUACAAGCUCUUCUUACACUCCACCGGAGGAUUCUUCGAGCCACGACGUUAACGCAACUGUCGAAAGGACCAUGAAGAAGUACUCUGAGAACAUGAUGCGCUUUCUCGAAGGCAUCAGCUCUCGCUUGUCACAGCUCGAACUCUACUGCUACAAUCUUGAUAAGACUAUUGGUGAAAUGCGAUCUGAUUUGACUCGUGAUAACGAGGAGGCUGAUGUUAAGCUUAGAUCUAUGGACAAACAUCUUCAAGAGGUGAAUAGGUCAGUUCAGGUUCUUAGAGACAAACAAGAGCUAGCUGAUACGCAGAAAGAGCUAGCGAGGCUUCAACUUGUGCAGAAAGAUUCGUCUUCCUCUUCACAUGGUGAGGAGCGGGUUGCUACUCCUGUUCCUGAGGCUAAGAAGUGCGACAACGCCUCAGAUGCACAGAACAACCAGCUUGCACUUGCUUUGCCUCACCAAAUAGCACCACAGCCACCAGUGCAGCCACAGCCACGGCCACAGCACCAGCAGUAUUACAUGCCUCCUACUACACAGCUUCAAAACACACCUCCACCAGCGCCACCAUCUCAACCUCAAGCACCACCAGGGCAGGCUCAGUUCAUGCCCCCACCUCCUGCUCCAUCCCACCCAAGCUCAGCUCAAACUCAGUCAUUCCCGCAGUACCAGCAAAACUGGCCUCCUCAGCCGCAGGCGAGGCUACAGUCCAGUGGAGCUUACACAACAUACUCGCAUGCGCCACCAAGCAACCAAUCUCCAGUAGAACAGUUGCCAAGCAGCAUGCAGAUGCAAUCGCCAUACGCUGGACCUCCUCAACAGUCGAUGCAAACUUACGGAUACGGUGCACCGCCACCACAGGCUCCGCAGCAGACAAAGAUGUCUUAUAACCCCCAGACAGGCGAUGGUUAUCUACCCGCGGGGCCUCCUCCUCCUCCCGGGUAUACCAAUGCCAUGUAUGAAAGUGGGCGGAUGCAAUACCCACCACCAGCUCAGCAACAUCAGCAACAGCAAGUUCAUUAUAUGCAAGGUCCACAAGGUGGUGGGUACGCUCCUCAGCAGCACCAGGCAGAUGGUGGUAACACCGGGACACCACCUCCUGUGUUGAGAUCGAAAUAUGGUGAAUUGAUAGAGAAGCUAGUGAGCAUGGGGUUCAGAGGAGACCACGUGAUGGCGGUGAUUCAGCGGAUGGAGGAGAGUGGCCAAGCUAUAGACUUCAACGCCCUCCUUGACAGACUGAACGUGCAGUCUUCAUCAGGUGGGCCUCCCAGAGGGUGGUGAAGCCAUUGUUGGCUCCUCUACUCCACAAUAUAAACUGCUUCCUUCCUUAUCAAGGCUUACGUUUAUAGGCCCUAGUUUUAUUGGGUCUGUUUGUUGUGUAUCUUAAUUUAUGUUUCCUCCUUUAUGCCCUA